Molecule: messenger RNA, 4502 nt
Organism: Cryptotermes secundus
Lineage: Eukaryota; Metazoa; Arthropoda; Insecta; Blattodea; Kalotermitidae
Product: galanin receptor type 2-like
Exons: 6
Coding region: 118-1608 (496 amino acids)
Biological process (GO): G protein-coupled receptor signaling pathway
Cellular component (GO): plasma membrane
Molecular function (GO): neuropeptide Y receptor activity
Source: RefSeq, a predicted model, not a curated record
CAGGCGUCGACUGAGCAAUCUGUGCGGAGGGCCGCUGCUCCGUGGCAGGUUUGAAAUCCAAAUAAGAGGAACAAUAUAAACCAGUUCCCUAAAUAAAAACAGGCGUUCCAUAUCCUCAUGAUGGCCGAUACUCAUCUGUCUCCAUGGAAUGGAACGAACAUCAAUAUGGCUUAUGAUUCAUCAGACUCCUUGAGUGACAAUUCUUUGUUUGACGACACUUUAUCUUCCAUGAACGAUGGCUAUCCAACAAAUUUAAUUUUUAUAGACAAUCCUGAAGACAUGUUAAAGCCAUGGAUUAUUAAUCCCAUGUUUUUUAACAUAAUUAUCACUCACUCUGUCACACUUCUUUUCGGUUUGGUUGGUAAUAUUAUCGUGGUGGUAGUGAUGGUGGGGGAUAGAAAGUCCCGCAGUGCUACCAACUUGUUCCUCGUGAGUCUUGCAGUGGCUGACCUCCUGCUGCUUCUAGUGCACGCGCCACUGGAAACAUUACAGUAUUUCGUGGUACAGUGGGACGAGAAUGCUGCUGUGUGCAAGAUGGCGAUGUAUGCGUUGCUACUGUCUGCUGUUGUGUCUGUCCUCAACCUUUCAGCUGUCACACUCGAGAGGUUCAUUGUGAUCGUGUUUCCGAUGAAAUCGCGGUCGCUGUGCACGAUCAGUAACUGCAGAAGGGCAAUCCUGCUCGUUUGGUUGUUGUCUCUACUUCUAACCACGCCCACCAUUCUCACGAAGGAUGGUCCGGUAUAUAACAUUCAAGUGACCGUAUUCGUCGUUCUGUUGUGUCUGCAGGAGACGUUCACCAUAGUUUACAGCAACAAUGUGACCAACGUGACUCUGCACUAUUGCAACGAGACCGAGCAGAGCGGCAAGUUCGCCAUCUACCAGUUCGUGGUGCUGUUCGCUGCUCCUGGCAUGCUCAUGAUAAUCUGCUACACUUACGUGAUCCGGGAACUAUGGCGUAGCACCAGGAACAUGCAGGCGCUUACGAACAGCGUUAGCAUGAAGAACUCCACACUACAUAAUGGUUCUGCUGAUGUUAGUUCAAAAGAGUUUCGUGUCAGCAACGGCACCACAACAUUCAGGUCUACCCACAUGAAUAGAGCCACGAAGAGGCAGAAUAAAGGAGAUGAUGCAAGAAAAGCACGGAAACAGGUGAUCAAAAUGCUGAUCCUUGUGGUAGUUCUAUUCCUGGUGUGCUGGGGCCUACGUAUUAUCAUGGAAGUCAUUAUAAAGUUCAAUCUGCAUUCAUUUACUCCCACAAUGUACACACUCCGUGUAACUUUCAACCUUUUACCUUUUAUUCACGCUUGCAUGAAUCCUUUCAUCUACUCCUUUAUGUCCAAAAAUUUCCGUCGCUCCUUGCAACGUCAACUAGAGAAAAUGGGGUGCAGGAAAAGAAUUCGAAGUGGCAGUAGCAGUAGGAAUGGUCAUGGAUCCUCCUCAAGGGGAAGCAGAAUCCAGUGUGGUAGUCCGACAGUAAAAGAGUUAAGACUGAAAUCUGGACGAACAUCGACUUCUUCCAGCACUACCAACUGUCUCACUGAUCUAAGCAAACAGACAGACACGGGACAAGCGUUGAUAACGCUACAUUCUGCCACCUCUGCUGUGUAAGUGCACAUAAUCAAACAUUUUUCACUUCCAUGAUAUUCUGUACUAAAACAGUCUACAAUUUUAAGAUUUAUAUAUGUGUAUGCUUACAUUUUUGAUAAUUUUAAUCACUAUUCUGUUGAGCUGCAGAAUAAUUCUCUCACUGUGAAGGAUGAAAAAUGAAAGGUAUGCAGGAACGACUGAGAGACAAACUAAAGAAAAUGACAAGGUGAGAGGCUUUAUGGUGUAAACUGUUAUAUAAUCUGCAUCAUUACGGUGAUUAAACACCCAGGUAUUGGUUAAAUAAUGGCAGAACCACAAAACCGCAUGGAAAGAGGCUAAGGCACACAUGUCUACAUAAUCAUGAUAAUAAUAAAAAUGUGUUAAGAUGUGAAAUGAACUAAAAUUAUUCAGGUCAGGACUUUUUUUUUGUAGUGACAGUGAUAAAUCUUCAGAUUUCAUGAACAGCUAGAAAACUGAGUGUUCAUGAAAUUGGAGAUUUAUAUAUCAACUGAUGAGGGAAAGAUAUAUAUUGCAGGUAUUUCAGCUCCUGAACAUGAAUGUGCAUCAGGCAAGUUCUAUUCUGUCAUGUCAGUGAUACGAAGAAGAACAAUCUCUUAGUAAUAAUCUUUAAUUACAUAAGCAUAUGAACAUUCACCUCAUGUGCAUAAUUCUAUGUCUCAUUAGAGCCAGAAGCCAAAUGUAAACACUGAUCAUGUUUUCAUACAGUUUUAAUGACUUAAGGAAAAACAACACUUCUCUGUAUAAAUAAUAAGUACUGUUUUGAAAACCAUGACUUCCAAGUACAAGUCAACUCAAAUUUGACACAUUAUUAGAACAGAUUUCUGUAGUACUGCAUGCCAUAAUAAAGGAGACAUACGAGAAACUAACCACAGCUCAUUAUUUGCUACCUUGUGCAAAUGCACAUUCGAUGCAAAAAAUUUGCAGAAGGGGAACUGUACAACUAAUAAAUAUAUAUGUGUUUCAAUUCAUACAGGACUCAGUACCCAAGAGGGGACUGAACAGUGCUUUCCAGUGAGUACAAUAGUACACUAACUGCAAAUUCACUCCCUGUGACCUCUGCAAAAAUACUAACUUCCAGCACUUUCUGUAAUUCCUUUCCCAGUCUGACCUACCACAUUUAACACACAAGUAAGAGAGGAAAAGCACUUACAUAAGCAAGGACUCACAGAAGUCACUAUCACUUUCUCACAUUCAAUUACAGUAUCUAUUCACUGAAGAUGUUCUCAUUAUGAAUGAAAUAAAUCUGGUGAAAUAUGUUCUACAGCUUCUGUAAAUCCUGGCCUCACUCAGUGCUCUUAUGUUUCUCACCUAUCCAAUAUAUAAAUAUAUCUUAUUAUGUUAGCAGAUAUUUUCUUUACAUAGCAAGUAGCUUCUCUGGGAUAUGCCAAUUCUGAACCAACUAUACUCCUAUAGUGCAUGAACUGUAUUUUUAUGAUGGAAAAACGGAGCACCAUGUCAGUACAGCUGCAAUUUCUCCAAUUUCCAAUCACUUCUCUCAACACACCUUCAAGACAACAGCACAAUAACCGAUUCAUUAUUGAGGAAACAGAUCUGUUUCACUUUGACAAAUAAGCCAAUGUCUAUUGCUACAUGUACAAUAACUUAAAAUAAAGAAUUAUUUUCAGAUUCUUAAUAUAAUACAAGUUAUAUGAUUAGAAUUGACCACCAACCCUUGCAGAAUGCUCUAUCCUACACCAAUUUCCUUUAUCAUGCAUCAGGACAUAAAAAAUACAUAUCAACACGUAAGUAUUUGAUCCCAUUUAAUGUGUCUUUAUAUUCUUUUAUUAAAAAUAUUUCUAUAGCAUCCUUCCUAAACAAAGAAAAAAUUUAAUACACAAAUAAUUACAUUACUCAGCAUGCAGUAAAUCACAUGACGGAAAAUCCUGUACCCCACGGAUUAAACAAAAUCAAAUUUCCUCAGCUGUUACAUAAUUAAACUUGCGCUCAUCUAUUUUAAUCUGUAGAUCAACUUAUAUCUACCACUUUCCUUCUGCAGUAAAUGUGGAGCUAUUCACUAAGCAUCUCUUGUGGAAAACCUGAUUCCAAGUAACACCAAUUGAUGGGAGGAUGGGUAAAAGAAUCAUUUAAGUAAAAGGUGCUAUGUGAACACGAUCUAUUCACAGAAAUUUCACUUAUAACACAACUGGCAGACAAUGUACUGAAUUCUAAAGAUGAAUGAGAAAAGUAUGGAUAAUAAUAAUUUAAGACCCUGUGGUACCGUAAAAAAGCUUAAGGCAGCAAUUUUAGAAAAAUACAUUUUGUAGCAGCACUCCAAAAAUAUCUAUGAAUGAUAAUUCAAAUUUAAAAAUUGUGUAAAUAUGACAAAGAAGAAGAGAUAAUUAUAUAAAACAAUUAUUUUAGAAGCUUACCGGCCACUCGAAAUUAUCAUUUCACUUAAACCAACAUUGCAAGUUUCACUUAAUUUAGAAAAAUGUUUCAAAUGAUACUGUGGAACUGGAAACAUAGGCUUUGUUUCUAAAUUCCCAUCCAUGACUGAAAAACACAUUCUCUGGCUCAGUUCAUAUAAAUUUACAGCUCAAAAUCAAAUUUAAAAAAGAAUUCAAGUUAAAUAAAAAAGUUAGGGUUUCAGGCUUUCCACAGUAGUACUCUGGCAGCCAUGGUAACAUUUCAAUGCCAGCAACUACCUCAGUUUAAUAUCACAUUUACCUAUUCUGAGUCCCCUUCCCACCCACCUGACAAAUUUCAACAUAAAAAUAUGUCAACACUAUUUGAAAUACAACACAAUACAUUGAAUGCCACAUGAAUGUGUCAAUGUUGAAAUGAGUUUCCACUUUUGUUCAAUAUAUAUAAUGUCUGAAUUACUGUGCACCAAACACUGCCUUUUAAGCAACCAGUAUGUAAAGUAACAUGGCAUUGGGUCCAAAAUAACAUAA